Aspergillus niger is the source of this 834-nucleotide messenger RNA. RefSeq lists its product as uncharacterized. The record is from RefSeq and is a predicted model, not a curated record. The coding region runs from base 1 to 834 and encodes 277 amino acids. NCBI's taxonomy places the organism in Eukaryota, Fungi, Ascomycota, Eurotiomycetes, Eurotiales, Aspergillaceae. The transcript has a single exon.
AUGUCCGAUACAUAUACUGGUUUCGACGAGUGUGGAUGCAGUUUGGAGGAGCAAUCGCUACGUCGGCAUUUCAACCCCAUCAGAUUCAUCCGCGGCUCGCGAGCGGGAGGCGUAUGGUCAAUCAGCACCGACUUUAUUUUUAAAGGGCACCCCCAAUUCGAAGAAUAUCUGAGGAACGAAAUCCGAGCGCUGAAGCUACUUGCAGCUCAUCCCCAUAUCCCAGCGCCGAAGGCUGUUUAUGACUGGGUCGAUCAAAACGGGAAUUAUUUCGCGCUGCAGACACGGAUGGACGGUGAGACACUCGAGAGUGCCUGGCCAUCAUUAUCAAAUGACCAGAAGGCCACUAUCGCAGACCAGGUGGCUGACGUGUGCAAGCAACUACAGUCCAUCACAUCGCCAAGUAUACAAGGCAUUAAUGGAGGAGCCUGCCGUUUAGACAUGGUGUUUGAUGAUGGUAAUCUCCAUGGGCCUUUCCACUCUGACUCUGAGUUUCGAGAUGCCAUCAGUCGUGAGCUAUCGUUUCCAGCGUUCUCAAAUAAAACGGAUAGAUUUAUGCAGCGCUUCCCCGAAUGCGGCCCUUAUGUUCUCACACACGGUGACCUUAAUAUUUCCAAUAUCAUGGUCAAAGAUGGGCAGCUGAUGGGGAUAAUUGACUGGGAAUUUGCGGCGUAUUAUCCCAUAUGGUAUGAGUAUCUCGGAAUUGCCUGUGAUUCUAUUGGCAAGGACGCUGAAUGGAGAGAGUUGUUGCGACAACGUCUUGAUAGCCAUGAAGAUGCCAAAAAAUUCUGGAAGGACCUGCGCACGUUGCAAUGGUAUGAUCGCUUGGAGAACUAA